AUGAAGGAAGAAGGUAACGGAAGUGGAAGCAUGAGUUUCUCUGGACAAAGCUGGGAUCCAAGUUCAGAGAUACAAGUUCCUUCAGACCAAAGACCGGGAUGUUGUAUUCAUGGGGAGACUUGGGUCCAACUCAGUUCUUUCACUGUUCUUGGUGUUCCCAUCGCAGCUGCUAGCUUUAAUCCCUCCAGGGCUCGGGACAGGUUGUUAGGUUCUGACAAGGUGAAGUCAGUAAUCAAGAUGCUGAAACAAACAUUAGUUGGAAUAAGAGCUUUACUUGUUUCCGCAUUCUGA
Messenger RNA from Eruca vesicaria subsp. sativa (arugula), 291 nucleotides. The record is from the annotation of a GenBank genome assembly. NCBI's taxonomy places the organism in Eukaryota, Viridiplantae, Streptophyta, Magnoliopsida, Brassicales, Brassicaceae.